CCAUGUUGUUAGUCGCGCGCCACGUAUUUCCACGUUGGCAGACCAAUAAUUCUUCUCUCUUUCUCUUUUGUAAAACCCUUGCAAAUGAUUUGACGGCGCUCGCUCGCAAUCAGGUCAGGGCGCUACCAUCGAUCCAGCUCGCGCAGCAUCAAUCCAGCUGGCGGCAUCGAUCGGGACGAUUGCAAGAGGCGAGGAUGAUGAGCAUCUUGAGAUCGAGAGCGAGCUUGAAGAGCGCGGGCAGGAUAAUCUGGGACCGAGGGGCCGUGCAAUGCUUUCAGCAUUGUAACCGGCAUUUUGAUGCUCAUGGCGGAUUAUUCUCUGGACUGCCUGCUCGAUCGUCACGUCUGGCCGGAGAAAUAAGGCGAGAUGGAUGCCGAAUUUCUUGUGCUCCAGCCGCAAGCCAAGCUUUCGUCGCUACUUACGCGACUGAGAUCGAGAAGAAAACCGACGCUUCCACGCAAAGCACGAAAGCUGCUGCUACUCCGGCCACUGCUAAUGUUCUCGUGGAAGAGAAUGCUGCUGAUAUAAAGAUCUUGCGAUCGCUCACUGCUUACAUCUGGCCAUCUGGGAACUUAGAGUUUCGCAGGAGAGUCGUCGUCUCGCUGGCUCUUUUAAUUGGUGGCAAGGUUCUGAACGUACAAGUUCCAUUUCUGUUCAAGCAUGCGGUGGAUGGUUUGGCUGCUGCAACGGGAGUGUCACAAGAAGUGACUCUGGCUUCUGCGGCUUAUGCUGCUCCAGUCUCUGUGCUUAUCGGUUAUGGUCUUGCUCGAGCAGGAGCAUCUGCAUGUAACGAGCUUCGUAAUACAGUCUUUGCUAAAGUUGCUCAGGGAGCUAUACGGAAUGUGUCUCGCCAGGUGUUCCUUCAUCUUCACAACCUGGACCUUAACUUCCACCUAAGCCGACAGACUGGAGCGUUAAAUCGAAUUAUUGAUCGAGGCACGAGAGCCAUAAAUUUCAUCCUCUCAUCGAUGGUGUUCAACGUGGUGCCCACUUUUCUGGAGAUUUCAAUGGUUGCAGGCAUUCUGGCUUACAAAUUUGGAAGCUCGUUUGCAAUCGUGACUACUGUUACCGUUGGAGCCUAUACGGCAUUUACACUGAUUGUGACACAGUGGCGAACAAAAUUCAGAAAAGAAAUGAAUAAGGCCGAGAAUGCUGCUGGUACCCGAGCGAUUGAUUCGUUGAUUAACUAUGAGACUGUGAAAUACUUCAACAAUGAGAAGCAUGAAGUGGAUAAAUACGAUGAGCAUAUACAGAAAUACGAGCAUGCUGCAUUGAAGACUCAAAGCAGCUUGGCUGCUCUAAACUUCGGCCAGAAUGUGAUCUUCAGCGCCGCAUUAUCUGCAGCAAUGAUCAUGUGCAUUGACGGGAUUUUGAAAGGAUCAAUAACCAUUGGGGAUCUUGUUAUGGUCAAUGGUUUGCUCUUUCAGUUGUCUCUGCCCCUUAAUUUUCUGGGUACUGUCUAUCGUGAAACGCGACAGAGCCUUAUAGACAUGCAUGAAAUGUUUAAACUUCUUGAGGUAAAGCCGGACAUUGCUGAUAAUCCCAAUGCGAAACCAUUGGCAUCACACCAAAGAAGCAUAAAGUUCGAUAAUGUUCACUUCGGAUAUGGACCAGACAGACAGAUUUUGAACGGAUUGUCUUUCGAAGUUCCCGGAGGAAAGAGUCUUGCUAUUGUCGGGUCUAGUGGAAGCGGGAAGUCGACCAUUUUGAGAGUUCUUUAUAGGUUUUACGACUGCAACUCUGGAACGGUGAAGAUUGGCGAUCAGGAUAUCAAAGAUGUGACGCUGGAAAGCCUGCGAUCUUCUAUUGGAGUAGUACCGCAAGACACGGUUCUUUUCAAUGAUACUAUCUUCUACAACAUUCAGUAUGGUCGGCUAUCAGCAACUGAGGAAGAGGUAUAUGAAGCCGCUAAACAAGCUGCCAUUCAUGAGUCAAUUCUCAAGUUCCCAAAGCAAUAUGAAACCAUGGUUGGCGAGAGGGGGCUGAAGCUGAGUGGAGGAGAGAAGCAAAGAGUAGCGUUGGCAAGAGCAUUCCUCAAAUCCGCGCCAAUCUUGUUGUGUGAUGAAGCAACGAGCUCUCUGGAUUCCACAACCGAGGCAGAAAUUCUAUCGUCUCUCAAGUCGCUCGCGGCUGACAGGACUGCCAUAUUCAUCGCUCACCGCCUCACUACAGCAAUGAACUGCGACGAGAUUAUUGUCCUGGAGAGUGGCAAGGUGGUGGAGCGAGGAUCACACGAGACACUAGUGAGUAACAAUGGGCGGUAUGCUCAGCUCUGGAGCCAACAGAACAGUUUGGAAGCGCAGGACGAAAGCGAGCUGGAGCACAUCAAUAGUAGCUGAGUAAGUUUUGUAGCCAUGGUUUUUUUGAGCGAAAGAUCGGAGCUGGAAGGUUAGCGUUCGCCUAACUGAGAACGAAGAAGCUCAUUAGAUGUUCUUACUUCGUUUGACUAAAGACAUUUGGAUGUUCUCUUC
Molecule: messenger RNA, 2471 nt
Organism: Selaginella moellendorffii
Lineage: Eukaryota; Viridiplantae; Streptophyta; Lycopodiopsida; Selaginellales; Selaginellaceae
Product: ABC transporter B family member 25, mitochondrial
Exons: 20
Coding region: 3-2339 (778 amino acids)
Biological process (GO): transmembrane transport; intracellular iron ion homeostasis
Cellular component (GO): mitochondrial inner membrane
Molecular function (GO): ATP hydrolysis activity; ABC-type transporter activity; ATP binding
Source: RefSeq, a predicted model, not a curated record